CAGUUCAGUAGAACAAUGCAUUUGACGAUAAACCUAAAGUGUCGGAAAUUUGAAAUCUGGGCUUUUUCACUGUCCUCACUUUUUCUCGUCUGCUAUAUUCUGAAAUUCACUUUAGCACUCAUCAUACUAAACAAGGAAAUCGAAACAUCGCGAGGCAUGCUUUAUCCACGUGAGUCGGAGACGCGGGAAGUGCGUACGCUCGAUGGCAUCUGGAACUUUGUGCGCUCGGACGAGACGAAUCCGACACAGGGCAUACGCGACGGCUGGUUCAAGGAUGACCUGAGCAAGAGCAUGCCCACCAUUCCCAUGCCAGUGCCGGCCUCGUACAACGACAUCACCACGGAGCAGACGCUGCGCGAUCAUGUGGGCACCGUUUGGUAUGAUCGCAAAUUUUUUGUGCCACGCUCCUGGGGACAGGAUCAACGGGUUUGGCUGCGCUUCGGCAGUGUGCACUACGAGGCCUAUGUGUGGAUCAAUGGACGCUCGGCUGUUAAGCAUGAGAUGGGGCACUUGCCCUUCGAGACGGAGGUCACGCACUUGCUCAAGUAUGGCGCAGAGAAUCGCAUUACCGUUAUGUGCGACAAUGCAUUGAUCCAGACGACGGUGCCGCAGGGCAAAAUCUCGGAGGUGGCCAACGACGAAGGCGUCACUAUCAUACAGAGCUAUACAUUUGAUUUCUUCAAUUACGCGGGCAUCCAUCGAUCCGUGCAUCUGUAUACGACGCCUAAAACGUUCAUUGAGGAGGUGGAGGUCAAAACGAAUCUGUCACAGAAUAAUAGCGUGGGCACCGUGGAUUACAGCAUCACAGUGAAUGGUACAGCGGCCAACGAGGCGGAGAAUACGCUCCUCGCACGGCUGCAGAUCUACAAUCGAGAGGGCGUGCAAGUUGCCAAUGUGACGUCGGACAGCAAGCUGGUGGGCUCGUUGCAAGUGGAUAAUGUGAAGCCCUGGUGGCCAUAUCUUAUGCAUUCGGAUCCAGGCUAUCUAUACGAGCUGGAGAUUCGACUGUAUGCAGCCAAGGAGCAGCUGUUGGAUGUCUAUCGUCUGAAAGUGGGCAUCCGUACGCUAAGCUGGACGAAUACGACGUUUCUGAUCAAUGGCAAGCCGAUCUAUUUCCGUGGUUUUGGGCGGCACGAGGAUGCGGAUGUGCGUGGCAGGGGUCUGGAUAAUGCGUUGAUGGCGCGUGACUUCAAUCUGCUUAAGUGGAUUGGCGCCAAUGCCUAUCGCACCUCACAUUAUCCUUACUCGGAGGAGUCCAUGCAGUUCGCCGAUCAGCAUGGCAUCAUGAUUAUCGACGAAUGCCCCAGCGUCGAUACAGAGAACUUCAAUCAAGUCCUGCUGGACCGGCAUAAGUCCUCGCUGGAGCAGCUGGUGCAUCGCGAUCGCAAUCAUCCCAGCGUCGUGAUGUGGUCCAUUGCCAAUGAGCCGCGCACAGGUCAAGUGAAUGCCGACACAUAUUUUCAAUUUGUGGCCAACUACACACGCUCCUUGGAUAGUACGAGACCCAUAACGGCUGCCAUUGCAGUGCCCUCGAAUGACGACAAAGCGGGCCGCCAUUUAGACAUAAUUAGCUUUAAUCGCUACAACGCGUGGUACAGCAACACGGGUCGCUUGGAUAUGGUCACACAGCGUGUGAUAAGUGAAGCAACCGGAUGGAAUAAGAAGUAUGACAAGCCGGUUCUUAUGUCGGAAUAUGGAGCCGACACGCUGGAAGGUCUCCAUCUGCAACCGGCCUUUGUUUGGUCCGAGGAAUUCCAAACUGAAGUAUUUUCACGGCACUUCAAAGCCUUUGAUGCUUUGCGGCGUCAAAAAUGGUUUAUUGGCGAGUUCGUGUGGAACUUUGCCGACUUUAAGACGGCGCAAACUUACACGCGGGUCGGUGGCAAUAAGAAAGGCGUCUUUACGCGCGCACGGCAGCCAAAGGCGGCCGCUCACCUGCUGCGCCAGCGAUACUUUGCUCUGGGGCGUGAGGUGGAUCAGUGUAAUGUGCCAAAUGAUUUGUUCACCUACAUUGCUGAUGUGGGCGGGUCCAAUGUGAAGCAUGAUUCCGCAGAUUUAUGAGUACAUCAUCGACGACUGUAAGACACUUAAGCUGACAAGACAACAAGACAGUACAAUAUUUUAUAUACAUUCACGUCUACAUCUAAGUCCAUGCGAAAACCAAGUAUUUUAGCUAUUUAUACUGUUUUUGUA
Messenger RNA from Drosophila arizonae, 2193 nucleotides. RefSeq names its product beta-glucuronidase. Gene Ontology annotation, molecular function: beta-glucuronidase activity; carbohydrate binding. The record is from RefSeq and is a predicted model, not a curated record. Lineage: Eukaryota; Metazoa; Arthropoda; Insecta; Diptera; Drosophilidae. Gene Ontology annotation, biological process: carbohydrate metabolic process.